This is a messenger RNA of Cetraspora pellucida, 321 nucleotides long. The record is from the annotation of a GenBank genome assembly. NCBI's taxonomy places the organism in Eukaryota, Fungi, Glomeromycota, Glomeromycetes, Diversisporales, Gigasporaceae.
AUGAUAUCAUGGGAUGUUAGUGCAAAACGUUUAAAGUAUAAACCUAUAAAAUCUAAGCGUAACAGUGAAACUUGUCAAUCUGGAAGUUCUAUAUACCAAACUUCUGGCAUAAUUAAUAUACCUUGUACGCAAAUGUUUGCACACCUUAAAGAAUACAACGCACAAGCUUGUUGUGAAUUUUGCUUAAACAAUCCUCGCUGCAUUUAUUGGUCAUUUCUUGACAAAGUUAAUUGUAAUAUUGGUUUUUAUGAUCCAGAUUGUAAAAAAAAUGUUUUAAGUCUAAAGGACGGAGAGAAUGGAGGAAAUAUAAACAGAACGUAA